CGUCUCCCACUGUCUCGAUUCGAUUCGAUUCGAUCCUUCCUCUCCCCUUCGAAUCGGACGCGAGAAAGCGCGAAGGACCAUGUCGAGAUCCAGAGUCAGACGCGGGGAAUUACCCCCGCCGCAAGAGACCAUAGAUAAGUUGGAGAAGAUGGUAGAUGCAUGUAAUUUCUAUGAAGCUCAGCAGAUGUACAAGUCCUUGAGUGCAAGAUAUGUAGCUGCUGAGAAAUAUUCUGAAGCCCUGGAUAUUCUUCAGUCAGGUGCUCUUAUACAACUGAAGCAUGGGCAGGUUACUUGUGGAGCUGAGCUGGCUGUUUUGUUUGUGGAAACAUUAGUCAAGGGAAAAUAUUCCUACAGCAAAGGAACUCUUGAUCGUGUUAGGAAAAUCUAUGAUGAUUUCCCGAGGAUUCCCAUUCCACAGCAUUUAGAGGAUGAUGGUGAUAUGCAGAAACUUUCAGAAGCUUUGAUGGCUGCUAAAGUUCGUGUAGAGGGUUGCUCAUCAUUUUUGAGAGCUGCAAUCAAGUGGUCAUCUGAGUCUGGGGCUCCGAAAAAUGGAUCUCCCCAGUUGCAUGACAUGCUAGCAGAAUACUUGUAUUCUGAAUCCCCUGAGCUGGACAUGACUAAAGUGUCAAGUCACUUUGUUCGUGGAAGUGAUCCUGAGAAGUUUGCUUCUGUUAUAGUAAAUUUUAUGGGUAAGUGUUAUCCAGGAGAGGAUGAUAUCGCAAUUGCACGGGCAGUCCUGCUGUAUCUAUCACAAGGAAAUCUUAGAGAUGCAAACAACCUCAUGGAUGAGCUUAAAAAGCAACUGGAACAGAAGCAACUUGAAAUACCACACUCAGACUUGAUCCAGGUUAUUGGAUAUCUGUUGCGGACGUUGGAAAGAGAUGCUUUUCCACUGUUUAAGAUUUUAAGGCAGAAGUACAAGUCAAGCAUAGACCGGGAAACUUUGUUUGAUGAGCUAUUAGAUGAAAUCGCAGAAAGGUUUUAUGGUGUGCGACGCAGAAGUGGCCUGCAAGGCAUCUUUGGUGAUCUCUUUAAGAUGAUGUGAGGGCUGGCUUCAGUGUGAAGGUUAUAUUCGAGUCUUUAAGAUUUCCCCUUCUCUUUUCUCUUUCCAAAGAAAGUGCAGAGGACAUUUGAAUGCCAUGGCAAGAUGCAGCCUAUGUUUAAUUCUUGGAAGGAAAGGAUUUCCCUGUAGCUGGUUUGCGAUAAAGAUGAGAAGAUCUGGAUCGAUGAGCUGAAAGAUGCCAAAGAGGAUGGGUUAUGGAGCAUUCUUUGUGCGUAAGGGAUAUUUCUCUAAUAUCAUGAUGAAUUAUGAAUGAUUGGUGCCUCCAAUUUCUGAAUUUCGUGAUAUAUGUCUUGUGUGGUGCUUGAUUCUUGAUAUUACUAAGAAUUAUGUUGGAGUAUAGUGUUUCAUGGAUUUGUGCCACCCUCUCUGUUAA
Musa acuminata subsp. malaccensis (wild Malaysian banana) is the source of this 1436-nucleotide messenger RNA. RefSeq names its product protein GET4. Lineage: Eukaryota; Viridiplantae; Streptophyta; Magnoliopsida; Zingiberales; Musaceae. Gene Ontology annotation, molecular function: protein binding. The record is from RefSeq and is a predicted model, not a curated record. Gene Ontology annotation, cellular component: cytosol. Gene Ontology annotation, biological process: protein insertion into ER membrane.